CCCCGCUCUGGACUUCGCACAAAACCCGAUCCACCCCAAGGUCGCGCGCUUUUGAGGUCACGGAAUCCUUCCUGGUUCUCUCCACCCAACCCCCAGCCCCCCAUUCCCGACACCUUUUUUAUCGGUCGAGGUACUUCCGCCCGCAUGUCUUGACGCUGCUGCCCUGCUUCCCCAAGUUGUCGCCCGCGGGUCACUCACGAGUACUCUUCCGCCUCUAAACCACAGCCUUCUCACUGCUACUCGGGGCUUUGUGUGCAGUCUUGAUUUUCUGCCACCAGCCAGCUCACCAUGCAUCAGUGGACGAUUUCGCCUAUGCCGGAGUACCUCUACUCCAACUCCACCAACCACCCCAAUGAACUUCAUCAGUCGCCUUAUCAGCAGCCGCAACCGCAACCGCCGCAACCACAGCAGCAGCAGCCGCCGCCGCCGCCGCCGCAGCAACAACAGCAACAACAGCAGCCUGAUGUAACGAGGCGCGACCAACCUACCGAUUAUCGUGCGUACCCCGCACAGCCACCCCCGACUUCUCAGCCACAGCACCCGCAUCAGCAGCAGCAGCAGCAGCAGCAGCAUGGGCAACAACACCAUGCCGUCCCGCCUGUGCAGCCUCAUGCUCAGCAGUCCCAGGCUCCACCGCCCCAACAGCAGCAGGCCCCUGCUUCUGCGCCCACACAGUCGGGAAGACGGAAACGCCCGGCGCCGGGUGCCCACCCUCCUGCCCAUGCUCAGCCGCACCCGCAGCAACAACACGUCCCGCAUCAACCACAACACGCUCCUCCUCCCCACGCUCCACAGCAUGUUCCUCAGCAUGGUUCCCAGCAUGCCUCGCAACAUGGCGCUCAGCAUGCGCAACAGCACCCAUCUCAACAUCCCCAGCACCCGUCUCAGCAUGCUCCCCAGCACAUGACGGCUCCUCCGGCUGGUCAGCCACAACAACAGCAGCAGCAACAAGCGGCACCGACUGCUCCUAUGGCCUCGCCUCAACUCGCGCAGCCUCCCUCCCAGCAGCAGCAGCAACAACAACCACAGCAACAGCAGCCACAACGCCAGCAGUCAGCGCAUCUCCCGCAGCAUUCACCGCAUCAGCCACAUCAACAGCACGCGCAACAGCCGCAUCAGCAACAUGUAUCAGGCUCGGCUCCUGCUCAGACUCAAACCCAACCGACCACGGGCGCCGCACAGCCCACCUCUACGGAUGAUACACCAGCUCCUCCUCCUGCGAAGAAGAGUCGCACGAAUACUCCCUGGACGCCUGCCGAGGAGCUUCGGCUGAAGCAAAUGCGUGAUGCGGGCAAUAGCUGGGCUGAGAUUGCCAAGACAUUCCCGCAGCGCACAGAGGGUAGUGUGAAGAAACACUGGUACAAGGAUAUGCAUUAUGCAGAGUUUGCGGAGGAUGAGAAAGCGGCAUUGUUUUCUGCCAUUAAGGAUUACGAGAACAAUAAGUGGAAGUUUAUCGGGCAAAAGGUUGGCAAGCCAGCCAAGGCCUGUGAGCAAUUUGCGAAGGAGCAUUUUCCUGAACUGUUCCCCCCGCAGCAAAAGGGGCGAUGAAAACGUCCAGUUGUCACUUUGGACUCUGGCUUGUGGCGCUCUCUCAACGGUGGCUCUUGUGGUUCCCUUGUCAGGUUUCGAAACAGACCGCGGAUUGUGAGCUGCUGCGAGGGUACCACUUCCGCUGGUAGUCUCG
Thermothelomyces thermophilus ATCC 42464 is the source of this 1684-nucleotide messenger RNA. RefSeq lists its product as uncharacterized. The record is from RefSeq and is a predicted model, not a curated record. The transcript has 6 exons. The coding region runs from base 289 to 1548 and encodes 419 amino acids. NCBI's taxonomy places the organism in Eukaryota, Fungi, Ascomycota, Sordariomycetes, Sordariales, Chaetomiaceae.